AUGGGGUUACACAUUCUUCCAAAGAAUAUUAUGCAUUUAGUAAAUAUGAUAAUAUGCAUAAUAUGCCCAGCCCUGAAAACAUAUAAUUUAUUAAUAAAUAAAAAAGAGAAAGCCACAGAAGACACCUUACAAUAUAUUCAUUUUUUAACAUAUUGGAUAUUAUAUUCAUUUUAUACAUAUUUUGAAAGUGCUUUCAUAGUAAAGUUAAUGAAUGUCGUACCCUUUUAUGGUGAACUAAAAAUUAUGUUUUUCUUUUGGUUAUAUAGUGAUACCUUUCAAGGGGCUGGAUACUUAUAUUUUAAAUUUAUAGAAAAACAUUAUUCAAUCAUUGAUAAAAAAAUAUGUGACUUAAUUCAGAACAAAAUACCCAAAAAUGUAUCCAACUUUUUCUAUUUUGAAAAGUCAAAUAAAAAAAUACAUAACAAAAUAAAAAGUAUUGUUUCCAAGAAGGACUUAUAUUAA
Plasmodium reichenowi is the source of this 462-nucleotide messenger RNA. Its product is annotated as HVA22-like protein, putative. The transcript has a single exon. The coding region runs from base 1 to 462 and encodes 153 amino acids. NCBI's taxonomy places the organism in Eukaryota, Apicomplexa, Aconoidasida, Haemosporida, Plasmodiidae. The record is from RefSeq and is a predicted model, not a curated record.